This is a messenger RNA of Brassica napus (rape), 584 nucleotides long. RefSeq lists its product as uncharacterized. The record is from RefSeq and is a predicted model, not a curated record. NCBI's taxonomy places the organism in Eukaryota, Viridiplantae, Streptophyta, Magnoliopsida, Brassicales, Brassicaceae. Bases 1 to 408 code for a protein of 135 amino acids. The transcript is spliced from 3 exons.
AUGAAAGAAACUGAUCCAGCGCCGCCGAUGAAAGCAGAGGAGCCGAACGCCGCAUGUGUUUCAGCUCUUCAUAUGAUACUCGAGUCUCUGAUGAGAACCACCAUGUUCUCAUGCGAUCUCCCGAUAACACUUUAUCCAGAAACACAUGAGAGAUUCAUACAAGACUACUUGGACCAGUUUUACCAUCUCUUUCUCGACAAACUGAGUCUUAUGGAAGAAAAUGGUGGUGUUUCUGAGAUUUUGAUAAACGUCUUGGAGAUAAUGCCUGGCUGGAACCGUCACUUAGGAUUCGAAGACCGGGUGAAAAUGAAGUGCACUAGAUGCAAGAUGAAUACUCUAUAUCCACCACCACAACCUUCUUUUGGUAUACUCAUCAUUGCCAAUUCACUCAGAGAAACCAAGGCAUAGUCAUCUCUUUCCAUUUUUUUUUUUAUCUUUUUAAUCUUUUAUAAUAAUAAGAUUAUGGUUUUGGUUAUCAUCAUUCACCACAGUCUGCAUUCGAGGAUUUUACGUUUGAGAGAAUCCUUAAAGUCAUCAAGAUCAACUCUAUGGUGCCUUGCAAAACGGAAGGAUGUGAGAAACUA